Molecule: messenger RNA, 3023 nt
Organism: Brassica rapa (field mustard)
Lineage: Eukaryota; Viridiplantae; Streptophyta; Magnoliopsida; Brassicales; Brassicaceae
Product: receptor-like protein 48
Molecular function (GO): protein binding
Source: RefSeq, a predicted model, not a curated record
AAAUAUGUUUGUGGCUGCAAAGCGUUUCAGCGCUUUACCCACACCACACGGCUUAGACAAAACUGUGUUUGUCGUUUUAGAUACUUUUUAAAUCCGUACUGAAUUUUAAUCUUAUUAGACUUUUUGGACCAUUCAUCAAUUAAUUCUCCAUAGAAGACUUGUUCUAAGUCUUCACGAGACUUGUUAAGUCGAUAUUUGAUUUUCUCUCGUUUCACAGCAAAAGCAGAAAAAAAAACACAAAUAACAAAACGAUGCCUUCUUGUAGUGAAAGGAAGAUGAUAGUAUGGAUCUUGUGUUUAAUAUUUUCUCUUUCUCAUCCAAUACUUAUUUUCGCUUCUUUUCCUGCUAAGCACAUGUGUCAUGCAGACCAAAGGGAUGCUCUUUGGGAGUUCAAGAGCGAGUUCCAUCCCAGUGGGCUGGCUGCUAGUGAGAAGACGCAGAGGUGGAGGAACAACACUGAUUGCUGUUCUUGGGAUGGUAUCACUUGUGAUCCUAAUACGGGCAAUGUUGCUGGGUUAAAUCUCUUGGGCAGUUCUCUCAAUGGCUCUUUAAGAUCAAAUAGUAGUCUGUUUAGAUUACAACAUCUUCAGAGCCUUGAUCUUAGCUCCAGUAAUCUCGCCGGUAUUCUACCAGAUUCUAUUGGUAAUCUCAAAAAUUUGAGGGUUUUGAAACUUCUUGAAUGCAAUUUAUUUGGAAAGCUUCCUUCGUCGCUUGGGAAUCUUUCUUAUCUCACUCAUCUUGAUCUUGAUGGUAAUGAUUUCACCGGUGAACUACCAGAUUUGAUGGGCAACCUAAACCAACUCACAAAGUUGAUACUUGCAUCAAGCAAGCUCAGUGGGAACUUUCCUCAUGUGCUACUCAAUUUGACCGAGCUCACUACAAUCAACCUUCAUUUUAACCAGCUUGAAGGUACGCUCCCAUCUAACAUGAGUAGCCUCUCCAAACUGGAGUACUUUAAUAUUGGUUCAAAUUCAUUUUCUGGAUCUAUUCCGUCGUCUCUUUUCAUGAUUCCUUCGUUGAUCCAUCUUAACCUGGAAAGGAAUGGCUUCAGCGGUCCUCUUGAGAUUGGGAAUAUCUCUUCACCAUCUAAACUUCAAACUUUAAGCCUUGGAGGAAACAGUCUUAAUGGGCCAAUCCCGGGAUUUAUUUCAAAACUAGCCGGACUCUUGUAUUUGGACCUAUCUUUUUGGAAUAUACGGAGAGGCGUGGUGGGUUUCAGCAUCUUCUUGCAUCUCAAGUCACUUACGUUCCUUGACCUGUCCCAUCUGAAUACAAGAAGUAUGGUCGACCUGAGUCUCUUCUCACAUCUCAUGUCACUUAGCGUACUUCACCUUUCAGGUAAUAAUUUGAAUAUCAGUUCAACUCUCAAUCUUCCCUCGCCCAUUGGAUCACUGGCUCUAGCGUCCUGCAAUAUUUCUGAAUUUCCAAAGUUUCUACAAACACAAACCAGUUUGUUUUACUUAGAUAUUUCUAACAAUCAAAUCAAAGGGCAAGUACCAGAGUGGUUAUGGAGUCUCCCAGGGCUGGGGUAUGUAGACUUUUCUCGGAAUUCAUUUAGUGGUUUUGAUGGACCAGCGGAUGUUAUUCAAAGAAAUGAAAUAUAUAUGCUGGAUAUAAGUUCAAACACUUUCAAGAAUCCAUUUCCUUUGUUACCAAAAUCUAUUAUAUAUUUUUCAGCUUCUGAUAAUCAGUUUUCAGGAGAGAUUCCGAAGAUAAUAUGCGAACUGGAUUCUCUUGGUAAACUUAUUUUAUCCAACAACAACUUCAGCGGUUCUAUACCUCGGUGUUUUGAGAAUUUCAAUACUAAGCUUACCGUCUUGCAUCUUCAGAAUAACAGCCUCUCUGGUGAAUUUCCAGAGGAAUCUAUCAGUGUUGGCUUGGUUUCACUUGAUGUUAGUCACAACCAGUUAUCAGGAGAACUUCCCAAGUCUCUGAUUAAUUGCACUUACCUCCAGUUUGUAAACGUUGAAGACAACAUGUUCAAUGACAUGUUUCCUUUCUGGUUGAGAGUGUUGCCUGGUUUGCAGUUUCUUGUCCUUCGUUCUAACAAGUUCCAUGGGCCACUAUAUCCUCCAGAGGGUUCUAUGAGUUUCCCUAAGCUGCGAAUCUUUGACAUUUCUAAAAAUCUCUUCUCUGGAGCCUUGCCAUCAGAUUACUUUGCUGGUUGGAAUGAAAUGUCAUCGGGUGUUUACGCUGCAGAUAAUAGACAGCAAAGGUUUAUAGGAGUUAGCUUCUCAAACUAUAGUAAGUCGGUGGUUCUGACUAACAAAGGUUCAAAGAUGGAAUUGCUUGGUAUUAGUUUUAAUAUCUACAAAACCAUCGAUGUCUCAGAAAACAGGUUUGAAGGAGACAUCCCCAAAUCCAUCAGUUUACUCAAGGAACUGAUUGUGCUCAACAUGUCAAACAACGCUUUCGUAGGCCAUAUUCCACCAUCUUUGUCCAACAUGACUAAUCUCCAAUCACUAGAUCUAUCCCGAAACAGAUUAUCGGGAAAAAUCCCACUGGAACUCGAGAAACUCGCGUUUCUGGCAUGGAUGAACUUCUCUUACAACAUGCUCGAAGGUCCAAUACCACAAGGCACUCAGAUUCAAAGCCAGAAUAGCUCUUCAUUCGUACAUAAUCUCGGGCUAUGCGGUGCUCCUCUCCAAAAGACCUGCAGUGGAGAAGAGGAAGAAAAAACAAGAAAGGAGGAUCAAGAGGAUGAAGAAAAUUAUCAAGUAUUGAGCGGGAUUGUGGCUGCAAUAGCUUAUGUACCUGGUGUAUUCUGUGGAUUGGUCAUCAGCCACAUUCUGAUUUCAUAUAGACAAGACUGGUUCAAGAAGAUCUCUAAAUGUAUUGCUUAAAUAUAAGCAUCAGUUGUGACUUGUGUGAUGAUGAUAUCUACUAUGUUAUACUCGGCUCCGUGUCGUUUUCAGAUUACUAUUGUAAGGUCGUAAAGAUUUCUCUUUCCUUGUAUUGUUUUACCAUUCUUAUUUUGAGAAUCUGUGUUAUUCGUGGAUUUAGUUUCCUCUUUUUCGUUUUUA